AAUACAAACAAACACCACAUCGCUAUCUCUCACUCGUAAGUCGUCACUCUCUUUCUUUCUCUCUCUCUCUCGCACUCCUUCACAUCAGUUUUCGUUAUAUUUAAAUUAAGUCAUACUAGAUGAGGAAGAGACAGACUAAGCUGGCAAAUAUAGUUCAUACUAACUUUACAAUUACACACCAAAAGGAUCGGUUAAGUGAAUUGUCAGAUGAAAUUCUUGUCUCCAUUCUGUCAACAUUGCCGUUCAUGGAAAUGCAGAGGACAAGUGUCCUUUCUAAGAGGUGGAGAUAUCUGUGGACAUUUACGACUUGUCACUUGGACUUCGACGAUUCAAGGUUACUAACUCUUGUUUGGAAGACAUUCUAUCAACAGAAGUUUAGUGGUAGUGAUCUUGAUCAAUACGUUAUGAUGUUGGUGAAUUUGGAGACUACGGAGUUUGAAGAGAAUAGCUUAAGGACUAGGUUUGUUAGUUGGGUUAAUAGGGUGUUGGAAUUGCAUCAAGGUAAUACUAUAGAUGAGUUUAGAGUUGUUUUUGACAUGGAUGGGAGGAAAUUCAAGUCGGAAAUCGACAAUUGGAUUUGCUUUUCACUGAGAAAAAAGGUUAAAAAGCUUUCAUUGGAUUUCAUGAUGGAUGGGGUCAAUGCUUAUACUCUUACUAGUCAGAUUUUUCAUAGUUACAGUCUUGAUUCCUUAACAGCCCUCUCUUUGACUUGUGUGAAAGUGACUGGGGAAGUUCUUGAGUAUGUUUUAUCUAAUUGUCCAUUCAUUGAAAUAUUACAUGUGGAAAAUUCAGAGUCUCUGGUAAAUUUAAAGACCUCUAGCCCUUUGCCCAAGCUAAAGAACUUAGAGAUAUUAAACUGCUGCUCUCUCAAACAGAUUCAGAUUCCUGCUAUAAAUCUCGUUUCCUUCAAAUAUUGUGGGGUUAAGAUGAUACGGAUCAUUCUAGGGGAUGUUCCCUAUUUUGUUGAUCUGUCUGUGACAGGUGACUGUGUUCGCUAUUUAUUAGAAGAUGAUUGCCCAAUUUCACGUUAUCUCUCUCAGCUGGAGACACUUGAGCUAGGCUUGUUUACUAAGGAAUUUAUUCAAUUUCCCAAAUUUCCAGAGUUAAGAAAUCUCAGGCAAUUGAAAUUGGAUUUAUGUCCACCUUUCAUGGAUAGCUUCCGUUGCUGCACUUCCUUGCUAAAGGCAUUCCCCGUAUUGCAUAGAUUUGUGCUCAAGUUUAUUGGGCUAGAUGGUCCAUGGAAUGGAGAAAUAAAAGUGCCGAGGGCUAAAUAUCCACACCAAUGCCUUAAGGUUGUUGAAUUGAUUGGUUUUGUUGGUUGUUCUGUUGACAUGAAGCUUGCCUUGUAUGUAAUCAAUAAUGCUCCAUCAUUAGAGAAGAUAAUUAUUGAUGCGCAAAGUCCUAGUGUGGAAGAAGUAUUACAUGAUUCUAGCAAUCCUAAGAAAUUAGGAGCUAUACAUUAUGUGAAGCAACUAGAAUCAAGAUUAGCUCCAGGGGUGGAGUUGGUGGUACUGUAGAGGGUGUUUGGUUUACCGUAAUAUAGUAAACAUUACAAUUAAUGACAUUACUGGAAUGUGGAAUUAUGAUUUUAGGUUCAUUUAUUUGUAUACAAGUUUAGAUAGCAUUUGGUUUAGGGAAUUCACAAGAAUCUAACAUUUUCAAAUGACAUG
Quercus lobata is the source of this 1670-nucleotide messenger RNA. RefSeq names its product F-box/FBD/LRR-repeat protein At4g26340-like. The record is from RefSeq and is a predicted model, not a curated record. Gene Ontology annotation, molecular function: protein binding. Lineage: Eukaryota; Viridiplantae; Streptophyta; Magnoliopsida; Fagales; Fagaceae. Bases 120 to 1517 code for a protein of 465 amino acids. The transcript has 5 exons.